AUGCGUUCCUUUUUCCUCUUUGGCCGCUUCUGUGGCCGAAGGCAUCUCGGCCUCUUUCAAUUCGCGAGCCACGUGCGCAUCCCGCGGCAUCAACAAUCCUUCACCCGAUGGACCAGAAAAUACAGCCUCAAAGACCCUCGUCAGCGGCGCCAUCCCUCCCUUCUGGCCGCUGCAGCCGCUCUUUCUCCAGCAGCGUUCAUUCAACUGGGGGAACAGGAUGAUGGUGGCAAGACGCGGGAAAUCAAAAUGUUGGAGGUGUCGAGGGAGGAGAUCAGCAAGAAAGUUCCCGAGGACGUCUACGGCUUUCAUCGGUUCUACAAGACCAUCGUCUACGUGCUUGACCAGUGGAUCUACGAACCCAUUGCCACGAGCUUGCGCUUCUUCCAUUUGGUCGUCAUCUUCGUCCCCGUCAUCGUCACCGUUCCCGCGGCGUUUCUGGGUCCGAGAAGAAAAGAUCGCGAUAAUGAAAGAGCCGGGACGGUCUGGUGGUAUGGCUUUCUUGUGAAAUCUAUGGAGAGAGCAGGGCCUGCCUUCAUCAAACUCGCUCAAUGGGCUGCGUCCAGGAGCGACAUCUUCCCUGCCGAGAUGUGCAGGCAGAUGUCCACACUGCAUUCCAAUGCCCCUGCUCAUUCUCUCCAUCAUACCGUUAAGACCAUCUGUGAAGCAUUUGGCGGGAGAUCCUUUAACGAGAUAUUUCAAGAGUUCGAUGAGAAGCCCCUCGGCGUCGGCGCCAUUGCGCAAGUUUACAAGGCCAGACUAAAGCCAGAUCUCGCAAAGCUAGACGACAGCGAUCUGGAGGCGCAAGACAAACACAGACUCCGGCAUCGCAUUCGGAGGAACGUCGAUGCCCUUGUCAAGUCAAGCCCCCAGAGAGUCCCUUCGGCCUACGUCGCCAUUAAAGUCUUGCAUCCGAAGGUGGAACGGAACGUUCGCCGAGAUCUCAAGAUCAUGGCCGUCUUUGCCGCAAUCAUCAAUGCCAUUCCAACUCUGGAGUGGCUUGAUCUCCCCAAUGAAGUCCACAAUUUCGGCGAGAUGAUGAGGCUGCAGCUGGAUCUCCGCAUUGAGGCCGCCAACCUGACCAUUCUUCGAAAACAUUUUCAGCAUCGAACUACCGCAUGGUUUCCUGAUCCAUAUACGGAUUUCACAACUCGCACCGUCCUUGUCGAGGAGUUUGCUCAAGGUCUCCCGCUCGCAGCUUUCCUAGAAUCAGGAGGUGGCCCGUUCCAGAAAGACAUCGCAAACGAGGGGUUAGAUGCCUUCUUACACAUGCUUCUGAUAGAUAAUUUUAUUCAUGCCGACCUGCACCCCGGUAACAUCAUGGUCAACUUCUAUAAGCCAGUCCAUCCGGACGUGGGGCUAGAUGUCAAGCUACCCACCUAUAUGUCCCGACAAGACGCAUCCCAGCCGGCGACCGCUUCCGAGACCGACGAGUCCGAGGCAGUUUUAUCGCGGCUGCGACCCUACGUGGGGAAAAAGAAGGAAUGGCGAGCUGCCCUGGAGCAGCUUGACAAGGAUGGUUACAUACCACAACUGGUCUUCAUCGACACAGGCCUAGUCACAGAACUCAACGCAAAGAACAGGGCCAAUUUCUUGGACCUUUUCCGCGCCAUUGCCGAAUUCGACGGCUACAAGGCUGGGCACUUGAUGAUUGAACGAUGUCGUCAGCCUGAUGCCGUUGUCGAUGGCGAAGUGUUUGCCCUCAAGAUGCAGCAUCUCGUUCUGGCCGUCAAGGGCCAAACUUUUGCCUUGGGCAAUAUCAAAAUCGGCGACGUUCUUUCGCAAGUCCUCGGAAUGGUAAGAGCCCAUCAUGUGAGGAUGGAAGGUGACUUUGUGAAUGUGGUCAUCUCAAUCCUCCUUUUGGAGGGUAUCGGACGGACACUAGAUCCAGAUCUUGAUCUCUUUCAGAGUGCCUUGCCAAUUCUGCGGCAGCUCGGGUCUUCAGACCCUGGAGCUGUACUCAAGAGUUUCAAAGAGGGCGACUUCUCUUUACUGAAGAUCUGGGUUGGACUCGAAGCCCGAAGAUUCUUCCAAGCCAGUGCAGAAAGUGUCGAGAUGUGUGUCAAAUACGACUUGCUGAGUCCUAAUGUGUGA
Molecule: messenger RNA, 2091 nt
Organism: Cladophialophora psammophila CBS 110553
Lineage: Eukaryota; Fungi; Ascomycota; Eurotiomycetes; Chaetothyriales; Herpotrichiellaceae
Product: Atypical/ABC1/ABC1-C protein kinase
Exons: 1
Coding region: 1-2091 (696 amino acids)
Cellular component (GO): mitochondrion
Source: RefSeq, a predicted model, not a curated record